Molecule: messenger RNA, 2502 nt
Organism: Dichomitus squalens LYAD-421 SS1
Lineage: Eukaryota; Fungi; Basidiomycota; Agaricomycetes; Polyporales; Polyporaceae
Exons: 11
Coding region: 1-2502 (833 amino acids)
Biological process (GO): intracellular protein transport; vesicle fusion with Golgi apparatus; endoplasmic reticulum to Golgi vesicle-mediated transport
Cellular component (GO): Golgi stack; ER to Golgi transport vesicle membrane; cytoplasm
Source: RefSeq, a predicted model, not a curated record
AUGGAGUUUCUCUCUCAGAUUAACAUCGCUCUUCGCGGUCCCACAGGUCAACCGCAAUCUGCCUCGGAUACCAUCGCCCGUCUCGCCGAUCGUCUCUCUCCAUCUACCCUGCUAGCUGACCGCCGCGCUGCCGUACUCGCCCUCAAAGGACUCUCUCGAGAUUGCAAGGCUGAGGUCGGACGACUCACUCUUCCUGGUCUUCUUGAUGUCCUGCAGAACGACGCCGAAGUGGACGCCGACAUCGGCAAGGCCGUCCUCGAGACCCUGAUCGUGCUCUGCGAGGUGGACGAGAACGCUCCCGCCGCAGCCCGCGAACUUGGAUACAAGCAUACGGAUGUCGUCCUCGCUGACGACAAGAUCGCUCAUAAACUUUUUGCUCUCAUGGCCGACCAUUCGUUCUACCUGCGGUAUUCGGCACUCCAGUUCCUCUCAGUACUAUUGCAGAACCGAAGACAAGUCGUCCAAAACUACUUUCUGAAGGCGCCUGUGGGGGUCACCAGCCUGAUCGCAUUGCUGGAAGACAAGAGGGAAAUUAUCCGGAAUGAGGCAAUCUUCACCAUCCAAUCUCUCAUAUCCCAAAGCCCCGAGAUCCAGAAAAUCAUGGCGUUCGAGGGCGCAUUCGAGAAGCUCUUCAACAUCAUCGUAGGAGAGCAAGGACUGGAGGGAGGUGUUGUAGUGCAAGACGCGCUGACUUGUAUAGACGGCCUACUUCGUUUCAACCAAUCGAACCAAAGUUAUUUCCGUGGCUCUUCUCUCCCUCCAGUGCUGCUGUCACUCGUCGGCUUCCCGCCGAACCUCCCGUUCAACACGCCCGCUCCACAGCAGUUCGCCCUUCAACUAUGGGAUGUGCCUCAGAAGCGUGCGAACGUGUCGCUCGUUGUUGGGCUAAUCGGGCUGUUGGGACGACAAGCGGGUCCUCCGGACGGGCUGUCCAUUGCCUGCACUCGAUGCCUGACGGAGUUCGGUCUUGCAUCGAACGCACCCACGGAUAUCAAAACGCAGGCUCUUCGCCUGGUCCCCGCUAACGUCUCGGCACUUCCGCUGGCGGAGAUGGUUGUGACGCCAUACGUGCCCGUACCGGACACAAACGGCGAGGAGUGGGACCGUUUAGAACCUGCUUCGGCACUAGAUGCCCUCGUGGAGCUCAUCCUUCACGGAGAGUACAACAAUAUCAUUGACGGUGAGAGGCGAACGAAGGAUGGUAUGGAGCUCCGUGGCGCUGCGUUAGGCAUCUUCCAGAACUUCGUGCAGAAAGAGGAGAUAUCCGAAGCCAUCGUUCAGGCAAUGGUUUCCCAACCAGGCUCCCAAGCACCGGUCACUCCCCUCCUGUACGCCCUCACGACCGUCCCCGUAUCGCCGCUCAACAUUCCCUCCGUCACCUCGACACAUUUCGCCACCCUCCUCUUCGCGCACCUCCUCCGCGCGUCUCCCUGCGCUAAGCUCACCGCGCGCUCCAUAGUUCCUCAGGCUAGCGCCCAAGGCGGCGGCGGAGCGUUCUUCGUCCCUGCCGACGGUGAUGCUCCGCCGCCUGCCGACGACGAGGCCGAGGCCGACGAGCCACAGACAUUGCUGCAAAUUCUUAGCGAGCAUCUGUCGCUGGCGUUCCUCACACGAGCGCGAACAGACUUGCCUGAUAAGGAGGCGCGAGAGUGGGAUCGGCUGUGCGUUGGGUACCUCUGCUUGCUGAUUCAGUGGCUGUGGGAGGACCCGGCUGCUGUUCGCGAGUUCUUAGAGGCCGGUGCACUUGGCGUGCUGGUCGAACCCAUCAACCAGACCGCGGAGGAGGACGCAAUGAUACCCGGACUCUGCGCUUUCCUUCUAGGGGUCAUUUACGAGUUCAAUCGCGAGCCAGGCGAAGUGACGCGCUCGACGAUCCACCCGAUCCUGACCCGCCUUGGCAUUGACGUGCUCUCAGGACGUAUUGUCCAUCUCAGAGACGACGAACGCUUCAGAGCGGUCGGACCGGACAACUUUGUCGCCGCGUCCCCGAGCACCCACGUGCCCCCGCAUCAUCCGCACCAAGGCCCUCCUGCUGCUGGGCAGACGAAAGCUGAAGUGGAGGAAGGCGAGAUCUGGUUCGACUGGGCUUUCGUGGACUUUUGGAAGUCGAACUAUUAUACCAUCCAGAAGGGCAUCACAGUGGAUCCGAACUCGCUUUCGUCCGCUGCGGGCCAGGAGAGCGCGAUACUCAUCGCAUCGUUGCGGGACGUCAUCCGUGGCCAGGCGGCUGAGAUUGAGAAGCUACAGACACAAUUGAAGGCGCUCACGAACGCUUCGAGCGAGACCGAGGCGUUACGAGCUCGAGUCGCUUCACUCACGGAACAGCUUCAGAGCAGCGACCAGAAGAAGCGGGAGGUCGAGAAGGAGCAGGAAGACUUGCUUGUUCUCUUGGACGAACUCAACAGCAAGCGGCGAAGAGACAAGGAACGGAUGCGUCAGGCGAAUAUGGACGUCUCGGAGGACGAGGACGAUGAUGAUGACGAAGAUGAUGACGAAGAGUAG